GCCCCAACAGGUUCCUGGGUGGAGUUACAGAUGAACGGCAAUGGCAAUAGCAACGAUAAUGGCAAUGGGAAGAACGGAGGUCUGGAACAUGUCCCUUCAUCAUCCUCCAUCCACAAUGGAGACAUGGAAAAAAUUCUCCUGGACGCCCAGCAUGAAUCAGGACAGAGCAGUUCAAGAGGUAGUUCCCACUGUGACAGCCCUUCACCUCAAGAAGAUGGACAGAUAACUUUUGAUGUGGAAAUGCACACAAGUAAAGACAGUAGUUCUCAGUCUGAAGAAGAAGCAGUAGAAGGAGAGAAAGAGUUGGAAGUUUUGAAGAAAAGUGCUGACUGGGUGUCAGACUGGUCGAGUAGGCCUGAAAACAUUCCUCCCAAGGAAUUUCACUUCAGACAUCCUAAACGUUCAGUGUCUUUAAGUAUGAGAAAAAGUGGAGCAAUGAAAAAAGGUGGCAUUUUCUCUGCAGAAUUUCUUAAGGUUUUCAUUCCAUCUCUGUUCAUAUCUCAUGUUUUGGCUCUGGGACUAGGCAUCUACAUUGGAAAACGACUGACCACACCUUCAGCCAGCACUUAUUGAAAGAUGGAGUGCAAAACCUGGAAAUCCACGUGACCUGUGAAGGUGUUACUGUCUCAUUUAGUACAUUUGACUUGAGACCAUUUUACGCAUGACCCUGACUUCACCCUUUCCUUACAUAUCCAGGUUUUCGCUAACUCUGGAAUUCAGUAUUGUGUUGGAACUCUGUUGAGGUGUUUCGCUACCCACAUUCUCUCCCCCUCUCCUCCCAUUCCCCUGCCUCUUGGCCUGCAAGACACGUCAGAGUUGCUGAACGGAGUUUACAACUGUCUAUAUGUUGCAAGGGCUUCUCUCAAUGCAAAAUGCCACCAGCAAGUUUUAAUUUUAUCAGUGAUGCUGUUGCCUCCUUAGUGCAACCUGACUUAAAUUUUGCAGUUGUGCAUGGUAUAAAUGUUGACUGGAUUUCAGUGAUAAAAUUAAGUCUCUUUGGAAGAAAA
Mesitornis unicolor (brown roatelo) is the source of this 1007-nucleotide messenger RNA. It is a transcript of the gene BNIP3L, whose product is annotated as BCL2/adenovirus E1B 19kDa interacting protein 3-like. Bases 31 to 573 code for a protein of 180 amino acids. Lineage: Eukaryota; Metazoa; Chordata; Aves; Mesitornithiformes; Mesitornithidae. The record is from RefSeq and is a predicted model, not a curated record. Gene Ontology annotation, biological process: mitochondrial outer membrane permeabilization; defense response to virus; positive regulation of apoptotic process. Gene Ontology annotation, cellular component: nucleus; mitochondrial envelope; mitochondrial outer membrane. The transcript has 5 exons.